CGCACCUACCUCUCCGACGAGACCCUACCAUAUCCCCUCCCCGUGGACCUCCAUGAACUUCAUCGCCAGUCCCUGCGCACCCUCCUCCUCUUCCAGCUUUUUGGCGGGCCCGUCUGCUCUCCAGCUCUUGUCAAACACCCGCCCACACGCGUGCUCGACCUGGCCUGCGGGUAUGGUUUCUGGAGCAUGAUGUGCCACUCGUACUUCUCCCGCAAGGGCUAUUCCAAUAUCUCGUUUACCGGUCUCGACAUCGCACCCCUUGGCGGGAUAGCUGGCAUGAAGUGGGAAUUUGUCCAGCACGACAUGCGCAUCCUGCCACUACCGUUUCCCGACGAUGAGUUCGACCUCGUCAUGUGUAAGGAGCUGUCUCUGGUCAACAAACUGACCCAGUUCCAAGAUCUCAUGGAUGAGUUCCAGCGCAUUCUCAAGCCGGGUGGCGUCCUCGAGGCCUGGGACUGCGACCACCCCAUUCGUAUGCUCAGACCACACAACGAACAAGAGAACCAGGUCACCGAGCUCGGCGCCUACUUCCUGGGCAACAACACACCGCUCUCAGGACCACAGAACAACUACCUGAUCGAGUACAACAGCUGGAUCAACAAGUAUCUCGAGUCGCAACAGCUGCUCAGCUGGCCGUGCGCCAACAUCGGCUCGUACUUCCUCCAGGAACCUCUGCUCACCGGGUUCGGCUUCAAGCGUCUGGCCAUCCCGCUCACAGAGGUGCGGUGGGAGCGGGAGGGCGCCCACAGCGGUGACAACUGUGACGGGGACAAGAAGGGCAGGAUCCUAGGCUCGGCACAGCUGGCACUCAGACAGACCGCGCUGCAGACGGUGCUGGGCUUCAUCGAGGGCAUGGAGCCGUCGCUACGGAAGGUGAGCGGCAAGAAGCAGGACGAGUGGGACACCUGGAUGGGCAAGCUUAUGAAAGAGCUCGUCGAGAACGACGGGGCGAACUGGGGCGAGUGUCUUGAAGUGGGGGCGUGGUGGGCUAUGAAG
Molecule: messenger RNA, 996 nt
Organism: Cryphonectria parasitica EP155
Lineage: Eukaryota; Fungi; Ascomycota; Sordariomycetes; Diaporthales; Cryphonectriaceae
Exons: 4
Source: RefSeq, a predicted model, not a curated record